This is a messenger RNA of Eufriesea mexicana, 7670 nucleotides long. Its product is annotated as maternal protein tudor. The coding region runs from base 60 to 7541 and encodes 2493 amino acids. The record is from RefSeq and is a predicted model, not a curated record. The transcript is spliced from 13 exons. Lineage: Eukaryota; Metazoa; Arthropoda; Insecta; Hymenoptera; Apidae.
UCUAUGUAGUCAAAUAAAAAUUAGUGCAUCAUUUAAGAAGAUAUACAUUAUAUAACACAAUGAGUAUACAACAAAGCACAGAGCUGAUUAUUUUUGUGACCCAUGUCGAAGCAGAGGAUUCAUUCCUGAAAAUCUGGGGUCAAGUUGAUAAAAAUUCUGCAACAUGUGUAGAACGCAUGAUUUUACCACUGGUUGAACAAUUUGCCAGAAGUCAAGGUUGUGUUGGACCUCAAUCAACCAAUUUACACAUAAAUUCUCUUUGCUGUGCUAGAUUUCAAAAUGAAGGAUAUUAUCGAGCAAAAGUAAUUAAUAUACGUGCUGAUGGUAUGGUAGUUUUACAAUUCAUUGACUAUGGUAAUAUUGAAGUGUUACCGCCUCAAGAAAUACAUUUACUUGAGAAUAUACCUGGUUCGGAAUCUUUGCAAUCGUUUCCACCAGUGGCAUUUGAUUUUACAUUAAUGCAUGUAUUACCUGUAAAUGGGGCUUGGGAAAAUAAAAUAAUUGAAUCGAUUAAAAAGACUUUAUGGUAUAAUGAAUAUAAAAUCUUAAUUCAUACUGUGGGUAAUAAUCAUCGUUUUAUUAAACUUUGGUAUAAUAACGAAGACUUCAGUGAAUUGUUGAUUAAAAAACAUAUGGCGAUUAGAGCAACAUUACAAGAAAUGUUUAGGCCAAAGUGUGUACAACAAUCCCAAGUAUUAAUGUACCAACAACCAAGCAAACGUGUUAUUGGUAAUUGUACUACAAUGACAUCAAUGUCAAAUACAAAUCCACUACAUUGUGAUGGAAAUGAAGUACAUGGAUUUCAACAAAGUGUUCCUUUAUGUUGUGCUGUUCAACAAAAACACAUGAUGCAAACUUCUGUUCAAGAAGCUCUGGUGUUUAAAUCUCGUGUUUUGGAUGUACCAUCAAAACAUGAUGUAUAUGUUUCAUUUGUAGAAGAUGGUCCACAUAAGUUUUCUGUACAACUUCGAAGUACUUCUCAAAUAUUGAGUACACUCAUGAGAGAUAUUAAUAGUCAUCCUAUAGAACCAUUACAGGAACCUCCUUUACCUGGAUCAGUGUGUCUAGGUCGUUACACACAAGAUAAAGUUUUAUGUAGAGCUGUUGUAAUGUCUGUUAUGGAAAAUAAGUGUAAACUUUAUUAUGUGGAUUUUGGGCAUACAGAAGUUUUACCAUAUACAGAUAUUUUCCAAUUACCACCACAUUUCAUUAAUCCUAGAGUACUUUCUAUUAGAUUUACACUAAGUGGAGUACAUGAAUUAAAUGUUACAAAUAAAAUGAAAGAAUAUUUUAAACAAAUAGUAUCAGGAAAACUAUUGGUUUUACAUGUUCGUCCUCCAGAAGGACCACCUUUAGUACAAUAUGGAGAUUUAUAUGAUGAUGGAAAAAAUAUAAAAGACAUUCUUAGACAAGCAUUUCCAACUCCAGUUGUAGUGACAUCUAUAAAUUCAUCUUUUACAUACCAAGAACCAAAAAAUUUACCAAAAGGUGUAGAAGAAAUUGUACAUGUUUCAUUUGUAGAAUCUUGUAGAAAAUUUUUCGUACAAUUGGAAAGUAAUAUUAAGUCUCUUGAAUUAAUAAUGAAUAAUUUAGCAGACUUUUGUAAAACUGCACCAACUUUAAGCCUAACUCAGAUGAAGAUUGGUCUUCCUUGUGCUGCUUUAUAUGAUAAUCAGUGGUAUAGAGCACAGAUCCUGAGUAUAAAUGGAGAUAAUAUAAAAGUUUUAUAUGUUGAUUAUGGUAACGAAGAAACUGUAUCUUUAAUGUCUCUUCGAUUGAUUCAUGAUGACUUGGUUAAAAAAUUACAAGCUCAAGCUAUACAAUGUACUUUAAAUGGUUGGGAACUGUUGCCAUGUACACAAGAAGUUCAUAAUCAGUUUGAGUUAUUGAUUUUAGAGAAACGUUUACGUAUAAGAGUUUUAGACAUAAACUUAGAUGGCACAGUGGUAGAUUUAUAUGAACCAGAUCAAAAUGAGAAUAUUAAAUCUCAGAUGUUGCAUAUAAUUGGAAGUGAAAAAAAAAUAAUAAGUGAGCCAUUAAAUUAUCAAGAUGUGGAGAGUCAACAUUCUCGUAAAAUGAUUUCAAAAAUUAAUGAAAGUGAGAAUACAAAUAAGUGGCAUAAUAAAAAUCAACCAGACUCAUGGCACCGGACACAGAAUAGUAAUAUUAUGCAAGAAAGAAAUAAGUUUAAAGCUUGGAAAGAUGAAUCAAAUGAAGGAAAAAUACACGAAAAUAGGAGUGAAAAAACUAAUUUUCAUCGUAAUGAUUCACGAAGUGAAAGAUAUAAUAGAGAUGACUUUUCCAACAAUAGGAGCACAAAGGAUAAAUGGAAUAAUAGACACGAAUAUAAUGAUUCAUUUAAAAGUGGAAAGGGUACUAGAGGUGGUAGAAGUAGAACAUCAGGGUAUACAUUUAAAAGUCACCCUUCUGAUAAAAGUUGGAGUGAUAAAGAUUCAGAUACAUCAUCUAGAGGUAGUAACAAACGUGGGAGAGGUAGUGCUACUCGUGGUGGUUAUUCCAGACGGGAAGGAAUUUCUGGAAGAAUGCAAAGUAACAAAUUUAAUGAUAAAAAUAGUAAUGGCAGUUUUAAAAGUGGAAGAAUGAAUAGUGACCCUUAUCGUGGUAGUAACAGAUUUAAAGAAAGAAAAGAACAAGGAUAUAGACUUACACAAAAUAAGUUAAACGUCAUUAAUUAUACUUCUGAUGGAGAAGAACGAAAAUAUAAUUCUAUAAAAAAUAAAAGUGAAUUUCAUAUGCCACCUCCGAACAUAACUAUUGGAACUACAAAAACUUGUGAAGUAGUUUUUACAAAUAAUAUCUGUGACUUUUUUGUACAGUUAAGUUCUGAUUAUACUGCCUUAGAUUCUGUAAUGGAAAACAUUGCAUCAAUAUAUGAGAAUGGGGGAGAGUUAGUAAAAGAAUCUGAUGUAUUAUGUGGACUAUACUGCAUUGCUCAAUAUUCAGAAGACCUUAAAUGGUAUAGAGCCAUAAUCAAAUCUAUUGAAAAAAACAGCGCAACCGUACAAUUUGUAGAUUAUGGAAAUACGGAAACAGUUAAUUUUGAUAAAAUUAAAUCUAUACAACAAGAAUUUUUGAAACUUCCUAUACAAGCUGUACAUUGUAAACUAUUUGGUGUAAAAGAUGAGAAUUCUGAUAAAGAUAAAAUAAAAGAGUUUGAAAAUGCAGUUACUGGUAAACCAUUAGAAGCAGAAUUUAUAAGUGAAGAAAAUGGUAUAUACAGCGUCUUAUUAAAAGAUUUUAAUAAUUGUCCAAUAAACACUUUUAUAAAUCAAGAAUUUUGUGAAGAUAUCGAUUUAUUAAAAGCUAAAGAAGAUAUAAUGUCUAACAGGAUAAUUAUUGGUAAUAUGAAACAAUUUAGUGAACCUGAUUAUGUAUCUUUAGAUACUAGAUGGACUACUGUUCUAUAUGCAUCUGAAAUUAAAAAAGAUGUGAUUGUCACAUGGUUUACUAAUCCCAAUAAUUUUUAUUGUCAAAUACUUGAUAAUGAAAAUGAAUUUAGAACUAUGAUGAAUGAAAUUCAAAAGAUUUAUGUUGGCAGAGAACCAGUUUCACACAUAUUACAGGUUGGAUCUCCUGUAAUAGCAAUAUUCUCUGAUGAUGGAGCUCUUUAUCGUGCAGAAAUUAUUGAAUUAAAUAAAUUAAAUGGUCAUCUUAUUCAAUAUAUAGAUUUUGGAAACAGUGCUAUAGUUGAUCCCCAAAAAAUUUAUCCAGUAGAAAAGAAAUUAAUAUGCCUUCCUAAACAAGCUGUUCAGUGUUCUUUGUUAAAUAUUGUUCCAUUGGAUGGUUUUAGUUGGUCUCAAACAAAUACGGAAGUAAUUGAUAAUUGUUUUAAUGCUGACAGCUAUAAGUGUAUUUUUCAUGAUGUGAAAGAUGAUAAAUAUUUAAUAUCGUUAAUUAAUAAUGAAAACAAUGUGGCUAAUAUGUUAGUUGAACAAAAUCUUGCAUCAUUCAAUUCAGAAACUAAAUCAAGUUCUACUGUUGAAGGCAGUAACAUCACAACAUCACCAAUUACAUGUGAUAUAGAACGAGUGGACAUAAAUCUUUUACAUGGUCAGGCACUUAGAGUAAAAGUUUCAAGUGUUGAAAAUACAACAAAAUUCUAUAUUCAACUUCCUUCAGCUACUGAAUGUGAAAAUAUAAUUAAUAUGUACAUGGCUGACAAAAAACCUGAGGUGAUGCAACGAUUAUCGACCCAUGAGAUAUGCCUAGGCACAGGUUGUUUGGUUUAUUCAAACGGAAUUUGGAGGCGAGCGGUAAUCAGUAACCAUUCACAGUCCACAGGCUUUGAUGUAAAAUUCAUUGAUACUGGAGCAUAUGAUGAAAUUCUUUCAGAUAGUGUAUUAGCUUUACCAGGAGAACUUUCAGUAAUGCAGAAUCAGGCAGUUGAAUGUUCUCUUAUAAAUGCUACAUCUAUUUCUGAAACAGAUAUUACAUUAAAAGAACUUAUUGAGGGAAAAGAAAUAAUUAUAUAUGUGGAUGAAAUUGAUAAUAACAGGCUUAUUGUAAAAUUAUUUGAUUUAAAUGGUAAUAAAAUAAAGAUUUCUGAAGAUUCAGAUGAAAAGAUAUCACCAGUAUGUCCAAUGCCUAUUCUAAGUUCUACUCAUAAAGUAACAGUAUCAUAUGCAGAUCAUUCUGGUAGUAUUUGGUUACAACGUAAUACAGAAUAUUCUAUGGACAAAAAUUUAAUGGAAGCACUUGAUCAGUAUUAUUCUACUAAUGGAAAAUUAUUGGAACCAAAAAUGGAUCUUUUAUGCGCUGUUAAAAGUGUAGAUGGCCAUUGGUAUCGAGCUAAGAUCAUAAAAUAUACUGAAACUGGAAUCUAUGUGAAUUUCAUUGAUUAUGGUAAUAAUGAAGAAGUUACUUCUAAUGUAUUAAUGGCUUUAGAUUCAUAUUUUUAUACAACACAUCAGUUGGCUAUUAAUGUAUCGCUAUCAGUAAUGCUUAAUGGUACAGUAUCUGAACAAUUAAAUAUACUACAAAAUUAUUUAUCAAAUAAAAAACUUACUGCAGUUUUUCAUAAUAUAAAUAAGAAAUGGGUAGUGGAAUUAAUAUAUGAUGGAGAAAAAAUUAGUGAUAAAUUCCGGUCUCUUAAUUUAACAUCACAACAAGAAAUAUCUGGAGUGAAGAAACCUCAGAUUCAUAAUAUGAUAGUGGGUUGUAAAUACAAUGUAUAUGUAUCUCACGUAGAUUCACCUAGUCAAUUCUGGCUCCAAUGUGUGGAUGAUGCCACAGACCUUUCUAAUAAACAAAAAGAAUUGCAAGUUCAGGCCCCUACAUUUUCAGAAAUAAAUGGAAUAUUAGAAGAAGGAAGUUUAUGUGUUGCUGUGUACACUAUAGAUAAUUUAUGGUAUAGAGCACAAGUACUUGAUGCUGACGAAGAUAUCACGACUGUUCGAUUUAUCGAUUACGGAAAUACGGAUGUUAUUGACAAUAAAUCUGGAAAUAUUCGACAAAUACCAGAUUCCUGGAAAGAAAUACCAGAAUAUGCAAUUAAAUGCAGAUUAGAUGUUAUUCCUGUAGACUCAGAAGAUUGGAAUGUUAUAACUUCUAAAACAUUUGAAAAUUUAGUAACACCUAUCGAGUCUUUACAAGCUAUGGUAAUAGCAAAUAGUGUCCCAAAACGAAUAGAUUUGUUAAUAAAUGACAUAAGUAUUAGUGAAACAUUAGUUGAAGAACAUCAUGCUGUAAAGGUUCAUACAGAAGAGGAAUUAAUAGAUGAAAUAAUUGAUCUUGAAUUGGAUCCUCAUUCUGCUUUUGUGAGUCACAUUAAUUCCCCAAAUGAGUUUUGGGUUCAAGAAGAAAAAUCUGUUAGUGAUUUGGAAAUUAUGACUGACAGAUUUAUUAUAGCACAUAUGUUUCCUAAAGUUGAUGAAAUUAAAGAAAACUUAUUAUGUGUUGCUAAGUAUCCUGAAGAUGAAUGUUGGUAUAGAGCACGUGUUAUAUCACACAAUAAUAAUGCUACACGAGUCAUAUAUAUUGACUAUGGAAAUUCAGCUACCUCAACUGAAAUACGUGCUAUACCAGCAGAUCUUGCAGAUAUACCUCCUUUAUCAAGAAAAUGUCGCUUAGCUAUGCCAGAAGGUAUUAUGGAAUGGUCUGAAAAGGCUUGUGAAGAAUUCAUAGCAUUAGCAGCUGAUGGAGCAACUAUAUUUUUAUUAGAUGUAAUCAAAGAAGAUGAAACAUCAUUAGUGAAAUUGACAUUAAACGAUAAAAAUGUAACAGACAUACUUGCAAAUUUUUGUAAACAUUACUCGCCAAUCAUAGAGGAACGAUUACCACCUUUGGGUGAAGAAAAUUCACCAAAUGUAUUUAUUAGUCGUGUUAAUUCACCUGAUGAAUUCUGGAUUCAAACUGAAAACAGUAACACAGAUUUAAAUAUGAUGUUAGAUAGAUUACAGGCAGCACCUAGUUUUCUUCCAUUAAGUACAUUUGAAAUUGGAAUUAUUUGUGCUGCAAAUUAUUUAGGAGAUGGUCAGUGGUACAGGGCAAAAAUUCUUUCACAUUCUGAAAAUGGUACUGAAGUUCUAUAUAUAGAUUAUGGCAAUACAGCAAUUACAAAUGAAACCCGAAUGUUACCAGUAGAUAUUAUAAAUAUUCCACCCUUAUCGAAACGUUGUGCUCUGAAAAAACCAGAUACUAUAAAUUGUUGGUCUGCAGAUGCUUGUAAAACGUUUGAAGAUCUUGCUGCAUGUGGAGAAACAAUGUUCCAAUUUGAAAUUCUUGAUGAUACCAGUGAUCCUGUUUAUGUUAAAUUAAGUUUUAAUGGAAGCGAUGUCAUUGAUAUCUUAAUACCAUUUUCUGAAAAUAUAUCUGAAGAUGCUACAAUAAAAGAAGACUUGUGCAAAAAUAAAAAUGAAGACAUUGAUGUAAAUGAAUUUCAAGAAGAUAUUGGGAGACAAAAUCAAGAAAUGAAAGAAAAUGUAAAUGAUUCGCAUGUGAAUAUUAACUCUAUCGUAGAACUUACUGUAGAUGAAAUAGUUCAGAAUAUGAAAAUGGAUGAACCAGAAGGAGAUGAAGAUACAUUUAAUAAUAUAAUAACUACAAAAGUAUCUAAUAAUGAAAUUGAAAUAUGUGAACCAAACAUAAAUAUUCAGUAUCACGAAAGUUCUAAAGAUGGGGACACAUUAAAAUUAGAGAAAUUUGCAGGCAAACAAAUUGGAGAAGCACUAGAAAAAACUGAAACAAGUAAUAUUUCUACAAGUGUUUUAAAAGAUGAGAAUAACAUUUUAACCACUGAUAGAACAGAAAAAUAUGAUACUGAAGACUGUACAAUACAAAACAAUAAUGAAGUAAAUAUUAAUACAAUAGAUUUUAAAGAUUGUUCCAAAAUAAAAGAUAUAAAUGGAAAGAAUGUGUCUUCAGAUUUACAAUUUACAGAAAUAACAAACACUGAAUGUAUGAUUAAUGACCAGCAAGAUAAAGAAUCACUAGUUCAUGUGACAGUUUCUGAAAAGAUUAGUGAUAGCAAUGACAUAGACAAUUCUUUACAGCUCGAGAGUGCUCCUACAACAUCAGAAUAAUUGUACAAAGACUGACUUUGUAUUUGAAUAUUAUUUUUAAAUGUUUCUAAAAUUACAUUUUUAAUAGUUAAUUUAGAAAUGUUUUAUUAUAUGAAUAUCUUGCUUGUAAAAGUAUAAAAAUUCUUAUAA